AUGAUGGAAUAGAAUAACUAUUUCGAAGAUCUAGAAGAAUUUUUAAGAUCUUCAAAUUUAUCUCAUUAGGUUCUCCAUAUUGAUACGACAUAAAGCGAAAAUUAAAUUGAUGAAAUUGGUGCAUCAGGAUUAAGUUCUGGUAAAGGAAAAUAUACUAAUCUCUAAAAUUUAACACUUAGUCUUGAGUAUAAGUAUAUUGAUGCUAUUGGAGCAUCAGAUUUAGGUUCUGGUUUGUUAAAGUACACUAAUCUAUCAAAUUUGACACUUAAUCUAAGUUAUAAUUAAAUUGGUGAUAAAGGUACAUCAAGCUUAGGUUUUGGUAUAGGAAAUUGCUCUAACCUCUCAUAUUUAGAACUUUAUCUUCAAGGAAAUUAAAUUUCUGCAAUUGGUGCAUCAAGUUUAAGUUCUGAUUUAGGAAAGUGUACUAAUCUCUCAAAUUUGACACUAUUUCUUUGCUAUAAUUCAAUUGGCGAUUAAGGUGCAUUAGCCUUAGGUUUUGGUUUAGUAAAGUUCACUAAUCUCUCAAAUUUGACACUUCUUCUAUAGGGAAAUUAAAUUCAUGCAAACGGUGCAUCAGGCUUAAGUUCUGGUAUAGGAAAAUGCACUAAUCUCUCAAAUGUGACACUUAAUCUUGAAGAAAACUCUGCCUUUGAAUCAUAAUAAAUGAAAAUGAAAUGCCUUAAAUCAAGAAAAUUAGUAGUUGCAGAUUUAGCAUUUUAAUGA
This is a messenger RNA of Tetrahymena thermophila SB210, 723 nucleotides long. RefSeq lists its product as hypothetical. The transcript is spliced from 9 exons. Lineage: Eukaryota; Ciliophora; Oligohymenophorea; Hymenostomatida; Tetrahymenidae. The record is from RefSeq and is a predicted model, not a curated record. Gene Ontology annotation, molecular function: GTPase activator activity; protein binding.